This is a messenger RNA of Staurois parvus, 337 nucleotides long. The record is from the annotation of a GenBank genome assembly. Lineage: Eukaryota; Metazoa; Chordata; Amphibia; Anura; Ranidae.
CUGAUGUAUGAUGUAUGGACAGAAAGAGCCUCGCUGUUGAUGCCUCCAAUCACAGCUGAUCUCAUUGAUGAUCAGUGUAGCCCCAGCAGUGUCACCUGUCAGUGUCCAUCAGUGCCACCUGCCAGUGCCCAUCAGUGCCACAUAUCAGUGCCUACCAGUGCACAUCAAUGCCACAUAUCAGUGCUCACCUGAGCUGCCUUUCAGUGUCACCUAUCAGCGCCAGUCAGUGCCACCUAUUAAUGCCUAUCAGUGCCACCUAUCAGUGCUGCCAAUCAAUGCCGCCAAUCAGUGCCAGUCAGUGCCGCCUAUCAGUGCCAGUGAGUGCCGACUAUCAGUG